Messenger RNA from Eucalyptus grandis, 1129 nucleotides. RefSeq lists its product as uncharacterized. Bases 461 to 1069 code for a protein of 202 amino acids. NCBI's taxonomy places the organism in Eukaryota, Viridiplantae, Streptophyta, Magnoliopsida, Myrtales, Myrtaceae. The record is from RefSeq and is a predicted model, not a curated record. The transcript is spliced from 2 exons.
GUCGUCCUCCGGUGGCGACGUGGCUGAAAAUGUACGGUACUGAUCUUUGAGAGGACUCUCGGAAUCGAAACGUCUAUUUGACCGAGAGAGGCCAAAGAAAGGAACCUAAAAAAAUCCUAUCAGCCGAGGACGAAAUUCACCUUAAAAGACAAGGCAUCUCUCUCGUUGGCGACUCUUUUUUUCUCCGUAAACUCGCGUCCAUCUAGAAGUGAACAUUCCAACGUAUGACAGACGCGCUUAACCCAGUAGUCCAGAUUCCAAUUUCCACGAAGGUGAUCUGGUCUCACAUCCGCUCUCCCUCGUUCGACACACAUUUGUCUGACCUCCGAGCAACUUUACAUAUAAAAACCUCAAACUGACCCCCCACACUUCUUCAAAUCCAACCAUCAUUCCUAUCCAAUCUGGAGAAAAAUUUAGCCAGAACCUCUAAUUAGUUACAGGGUUUUCCAAGACAUUGGGGAUGGCGGAAUCCAACCACAACGGCAGGGUUGACGAGGAGGCGUUGCUGAAGAUGGAGGAGGCAAAGCGCAAGAAGAGGAUGAAGUGGACGAUUGGCAUCAUUGCCUUCGUUAUCUUUCAGGUAGUCCAAGCUCUCUUCUUUGUGCUGGUUAUUAUGAAGUUCAAGUCCCCCAAGUUUAGGGUCAGUGAGUUCGACAUCCAAACAUUGAACGUCGGGACUCAAGCCUCGCCCUUGUUCGACAUGAGUUUUGCCGCUCCGAUUCGGGUCAAGAACACGAACUGGGGUCCCUUCAAGUACGAUGCCACCACGGUGGACUUCACCUAUGGAGGUGUUCAGGUGGGACAAGCAGCAAUUCCAAAGAGCAAGGCCAACUUCAAAUCCACCAAGAAGAUCGAUGUGAACGUGACUCUUAGUUCAAAUACCUUGCCCAGCACUUCGAAUCUUGGGAGCGAGUUGAGUUCAGGGAUCAUAACAUUGAACAGUCAAGGUGCGCUUAAAGGAAAGGUGACAGUCAUGUUUAUGUUCAAAAAAACGAAGACCUCCCAAAUGAAUUGCACCAUGGCAAUCAAUAUAGCGACAAAGACAGUCCAAUCCUUGUCCUGCAAAUGAGGAUUAGAGAGUGCGACCUCCAUUAGAAUGCUUGCUGGCUUUUCUUUUCUUUUUUUUCUU